Gekko japonicus is the source of this 1767-nucleotide messenger RNA. Its product is annotated as vomeronasal type-2 receptor 26-like. The coding region runs from base 1 to 1767 and encodes 588 amino acids. The transcript is spliced from 4 exons. The record is from RefSeq and is a predicted model, not a curated record. Gene Ontology annotation, molecular function: G protein-coupled receptor activity. Gene Ontology annotation, cellular component: membrane. NCBI's taxonomy places the organism in Eukaryota, Metazoa, Chordata, Lepidosauria, Squamata, Gekkonidae. Gene Ontology annotation, biological process: G protein-coupled receptor signaling pathway.
AUGAUAUCAUUGAAUAAUAAGAUAUUUCUGGGAGAUCCAACAUAUGGGGGAAAUGUCACGUUUGGAAAGGUAUGGAUUUUGACAGCCCAAAUUGAUUUCACAUUAUCUGGGAUUCAAAGGGCCUGGGAUUUCAACACCUUCCAUGGUGCCAUUUCCUUUAGUAUUCACUCCCGUGAGGUUCUUGACUUCCCGAAAUUUCUUCAUUUCAUAAAACCUAAUUGGAAAAAAGAAGAUGGUUUCCUCAAGGACUUCUGGGAACAAGCAUUUGACUGCACUGUUCCAGAUCCUCAGAAGUCAAUGAAGAUUGAGGAUCCAUGUACUGGGGAAGAGAAGCUGGAGAGUCUUCCAAGGUCUGUUUUUGAAAUGCACAUGACUGGUCACAGCUACAGUAUUUAUAAUGCUGUGUAUGCUGUUGCACAUGCUUUGAAUGUCAUGUCCACAUCCAGGCAAAAUCACAGAACAAAAGAUGGAGGGGAAAGUGUUGAUCUUCAAGAAGUCCAUCCUUGGCAGCUUCACUCAUUUCUUCAAGACAUUUCAUUUAACAACUCAGCUGGAGAAACGCUGUCUUUUAAUGGUAAUAAGGAAAUUGGGGCUGGAUUUGAUAUAAUGAACCUGGUGACAUUGCCAAAUAAGUCCUUUGUUAGAGUAAAAGUUGGAAGGGUGGACCCUAGUGUUCCUGAAGGGAAACAGUUAAUCAUUCAUGAAGAUCUGUUUGUGUGGCAGACAGCUUUUAACCAGAUUCCACCCCUUUCUCUGUGUAAUGAUUAUUGUCAUCCUGGUUAUCACAAGAAAAAGAAGGAAGGAGAGAAAUCCUGCUGUUACCAUUGUGCUCCCUGCCCAGAAGGGAAGAUUUCAAAUGAGAUAGACAUGGAUGAUUGCAUCAGAUGCCCAGAAAAUCAAUAUCCAAGCAAGGACCAAAGUGAUUGCUUUCCUAAAGUUAUAAGCUUCCUGUCUUUUGAAGAAAGUUUAGGUGUCAGUUUGUCAUCAGUUAGCAUUUCUUUCUCCAUGAUCACAGUGUUAGUGCUGGCGACUUUCAUUAAGCACAACAAUACCACUAUAGUCAAAGCCAACAACCAGGAUAUCACCUACAUUCUUCUGAUCUCUCUUCUGCUUUGUUUCCUAUGUUCCUUGCUGUUUGUUGGGAAACCAAAUGAGAUGACCUGCUUCCUACAACAAUCUGCUUUUGGGAUUGUCUUCUCAGUGGCUGUUUCUUGUGUUUUGGCCAAAACCAUCACUGUGGUUGUAGCUUUCAUGGCCACCAAACCAGGGUCUAACAUGAGGAAAUGGGUAGGGAAACGACUGACCAACUCCAUUGUCCUGUCCUGCGCCUUUAUUCAAGUGGCCAUUUGUAUGAUCUGGCUAGGAAAUUUCCCUCCUUUCCCAGAUUUUGACACACAGUCAAUGACUGAAGAGAUUGUUGCAGAAUGUAAUGAAGGAUCUGCCAUCAUGUUUUAUAUUGUCCUCAGCUACACGGGACUUCUAUCCAUCAUCAGCCUGACUGUGGCUUUCUUAGCCAGAAAGUUGCCAGAUACUUUUAAUGAAUCCAAGCACAUCACCUUCAGCAUGCUUGUGUUUUGUAGUGUCUGGGUGUCUUUUGUUCCAACCUACCUGAGCACUAAAGGGAAAUCCAUGGUAGCUGUGGAGAUCUUCUCCAUCUUGGCCUCCAGUGCUGGAUUAUUGGUGUGUAUCUUCUUUCCAAAAUUGUACAUUAUUUUGUUGAAACCUCAGUUGAACAACAGGGAUCUGCUAUCAAGAAGGAAGAAUUAA